CCCGCGCCGUAGCUGUGGGCAUUGAUUCUAGUAAACUAAUAGUAGUUGAUCACUAACAUUAUAACACAUACAGUCUUUUGAUACAUUCCCUAACCUUUGUGAUGCUUUCUAAUUUUCCCCUUCAGUAUUCACAUUGUUUCAGGUAACCUCAUCUUUCCUGGUGUUCUUGGCUCUUGUCUGUGUAACUCUUGAAAUAUCCCUUCCUCUGUUAGCCGGUUUCUACUUUCUAGUAUUUUCUUAUGAAGGGGAUUCUGGUGCAUUUUAGCCUUUUAGGCUACUACCCCAAUCCAAUUGAAUACCUGGUAAACUCAUGUGAGAAGGCGAUUCGAACAUAUAGCUCUGUCGUGAUCGCCGAGGUUAUAACAUUGUAGAUUGAUUCUAUGUGCAUCUUUUUAUUCGAUCUGUGGCUAUAUUUGUAAACACAGGCCGACAUUUUACACAAUCUGCCAGAAUAAAUCUCACGAGGGUUCGAGUUCCACUCAGUAGUCCAUACCAAACCUCACAGCACUGAUGAGCGCAAUGCUGUUAUACCGUAAAGUGCUCAAAACAAAUGCAGCCCAAGUCAUCACCAUCAACGCUAUAGGACGUGCCAUUGAAGUUCUUGAUCUUCUGUACUCACCAAAGAAAGAAUUGCCAGAUGUUCACCCUGAAGGUUCUGCUUUCUUCCCUGUGAGGAUACUGCUUGAUGAUGUUAGUGACCGUGUUUAUGGUCCAUGGAGCCACUAGGGUGAAUACCGUUAGAUUGAUAUAUGCCAUCUUCAAUACGAGUCGCCUUUGCUUCACCACUGAGCUGAGUGGUAUGAUGAUUUCAACACCUCAACCACCUCGACUAUGGUGGCCAAUUCCCCGUUUCACCAUUACCAAUGUUCACAAUUUUGGAGCUCUUUGAUGAUCAAUCAUGACAAUGUGGCGCAGAGAAACAUGAUAAAGACCAAGAGCAUGGUGUACAUGGCCACUUUCGUUGCCGUUCUUCCUUACACUGUGUGCAGUAGCUUUGUUCUUCUACAGACUUCUGAUCAACAACUAAUACAUUGCAGUAGUAGGAAACCCUAAACCACAAGUACCCAGUUCAUUCAGCUUUUAUAUGGAAUGGUGUGUUGGUAUAUGGCAUCUGCAAUAUAUGUUAGGGUUCCUCUUUGGGAUUACUCAGCUGGAACUUUACGUUAUUUACAAAAAUACUGCAAACAAGGUUGCGGACUGUGAAAGACAAUGCAGGAGGAAGAAGGCAACAGUGGUUAUGGUGGUGGGCAUGUUACUGAAGUGGACGCAGGGGAUCAGCAGAUGAGGGUGGAGCUGGUCAGGAAUUAAAUGACACCAUUGCCA
Messenger RNA from Linum trigynum, 1323 nucleotides. The record is from the annotation of a GenBank genome assembly. NCBI's taxonomy places the organism in Eukaryota, Viridiplantae, Streptophyta, Magnoliopsida, Malpighiales, Linaceae.